Molecule: messenger RNA, 683 nt
Organism: Drosophila mauritiana
Lineage: Eukaryota; Metazoa; Arthropoda; Insecta; Diptera; Drosophilidae
Exons: 1
Coding region: 242-670 (142 amino acids)
Biological process (GO): cristae formation
Cellular component (GO): MICOS complex; mitochondrial crista junction
Source: RefSeq, a predicted model, not a curated record
UCAACUGAACCAUUUACUUCUCUGCAAUUGAUGGUUCCGAAUUUUUCCAAAACUUAGUAAACAUAACCUUUAACUUUUGAACAAUAUUCAAAAUUCUGUUGAAAUCUAAAGUCAAAAAUGCAUUAAAAAUUUUGACUAACCAUUUUCGUCCACAUCAAGGGUCAAGCUAAGAUUAUAACCAAAGUGAAAAGAUUUAGUUCCAAAAUUAAACUCUCUAUUGGACUAUAUAUACGGAAUAGGCAUGUCUGUGAGUCAACUUAAGCCCGAGGAGCAGGUGGUUAUUGCAGCCUCCGAGAAUCUAUCAAUGGGUCCUUCCCCCCUUGGAGAAAGCCAGUUCAAUUUCGUGGCUGCAAAUAACUGCAGUGUGGCUCUCCAGCGGGGAUUCUACUUCUCCCUUCGGAUGCCCGACUGGGCUAAGGACUUUAAGCAUCAGACCCAGAAGAUACUAUCCCAUGGUUUUGACUGCCCAAGGAGAAGUUUCAAAAGUAGCAGUAGCAGAGAUUAUCGUUCUGAACGUUAUGGCGAAAUCUUUUCAGAAAGCAGUAAUGCACAAUUCUUUGAAAACAUUCCCCGAGAAAUGCAAGUUUCCAAUCAAACGAAAUCAAAGCGGGCACUGCGAUCACCCAAGAUUAAGGACGACUUAACGUGUGGCAAAAAGGUGCCAUCCUAAACACCCUGGCAUU